AAAGUGGGUGUGCCAGACAGCUUCUAUGGGCUCUUUAAGAGGAGGCUUUCCCACUGUCUGACUGCAGUCCCACAGGAGACAGCUAGUUCAAAAGACGUGAUACCUCUUUACAUCGCGGGUAACAACAACAAGCCUCAGCCAUGGCUCGUCUGGAUCAGGUCAUCACAAACAUAGUGGAUAUAUUUAUGGAGUAUGCUGAUGAUGAAGGCAAGAAACGCCAGCUCAACAAAGAGGAGCUCCAGAAGGUGUUGGAGAAAGAAAUACAAAGCCAGGAGUUAAAAGAUAAAAUUAAUGCAAAUGACAUCGAGGAGGCCAUGGAGAUGCUGGAUAAAAAUCACGAUGGCGAGGUUAACUUCCGAGAGUUUUGUCGGUGUGUGUGUGACCUCGCCAAGUGCUACUAUCAAAAGAAGACCGGCAAGAGUUGCAAGAAAGGUAAAGGCAAGGGGCAGGAAGGUGUAGAGGAACCCUAAAGAAGAUUGACAACAAACCUUUAAAAUAGCUCUUUGCUGUAUUAAAAAAUAGCUCAUUCAUAUAGUGAAUGUGAGACUGCUGAUGGUACCUGUAUUACACUAAUAUUUGUGUCUUGAACCUGCAUGCAAAGUGUAAAAUUCAUUAUAUUUCUAUAUGUAAAGUGUUUUUUUUGAAGAACUUUACAUUCAUUACUUUCUGAAAUAAAUAUAAUCCACACCUCACA
Molecule: messenger RNA, 694 nt
Organism: Notolabrus celidotus (New Zealand spotty)
Lineage: Eukaryota; Metazoa; Chordata; Actinopteri; Labriformes; Labridae
Product: protein S100-A6-like
Exons: 3
Coding region: 141-470 (109 amino acids)
Molecular function (GO): transition metal ion binding; calcium ion binding
Source: RefSeq, a predicted model, not a curated record